Molecule: messenger RNA, 2562 nt
Organism: Letharia lupina
Lineage: Eukaryota; Fungi; Ascomycota; Lecanoromycetes; Lecanorales; Parmeliaceae
Exons: 4
Coding region: 1-2562 (853 amino acids)
Molecular function (GO): zinc ion binding; nucleic acid binding
Source: RefSeq, a predicted model, not a curated record
AUGGCUGCCACUCAGUGGCCGCAACAGUAUCAGCAGUAUCAACAGCUGCCUCAGCAUUAUCAGCAGCCUCAACAAUACGCACAAGGCCAACAGUACCAGCAACCCCAGCAGUAUCAGUAUCAGCAUAAUCCGCAAUAUCAGGCACAGCAAUACCAACAACCUCAGCCCACUCAGCAGUAUCAGCUACCGCCGAAUUCUCAGCCUAUGCAACAAUAUCAGCAAAACCCACCACAAGGCUACCCUGUGCAGCAGUAUCAGCAGAACCAACAACAUCAAGCACAGCGACAUCAGCAACCACAGCAAGGUCAACCGAGACAGCAGUAUCCGCAAGUUCAACAAGGCCCGUCAGCGCAACAGUAUGCGCAAUCUCAACAAAGCCAGCCAGCGCAACAAUACCCGCAGCAGCAGUCUCAUCAACCUCAACAAGGACAAAAUGGCUACCAUCAUCAAUAUGCACCGCAGCAUUACCAAUCACGACAGUACGCACCCCAGCUGCAAGGUUCUCCUCCCCAGCAUGACUCCUCUCCUGUUCAUAGUUCACCUCAGCAUCCAGUUGUUUCUCAGCAUUUCGGUACUUCUCAGCACGGGCCUUACCAGCAAGCGUGCCAGCCGCAACCUAAUCCUGCCCAUGGACAGAGUCCCGCUCAUGCAGCACCUCAGCCAUGCUUCAAUUGUGGCAACUCGGGUCACUUCGCGAUGGACUGCCCGGAACCGAUACGUGAGGUUCCAGCAGGAAAGUUAAACCCGCAAGCCUUUCAAAAUCCAUUGAGAAAAUCCAAAAAUGGUGGUACUGUGGCCACCCAACACCAAUACACGCCACAUCCCGGUCAUACACAAGUCUCGCCAAAAGGGUACCCACCACCCCCUCAUGGGCAAAUGGAGUAUCCCCAACAUCAUCAGUAUCAACAAGCGUAUAGUCCUGCCACUCCGCUUUCGGCGCACUCACCAGCUCAAGCGCAAUACUAUCAGCAAUGGCAACAGUACUACCAAUCUCAACAAGCUUAUCAGCAAGGCAACCAGCACCACCAAGUGUCACCGCAUCACCAACAGCCAUAUAUGGCUCCACAUGGUCAAGUUACGGGAUAUCCAAACGGUUCUCAGACGCCCAGCCAGGCGUCUGUCCAAGCCUCGCAAUACACUGGCGGCUCCCAGAUGUACCAAUCACAAUUCACGCCAGCUUCAGCUACUUCUGUCCAAUCUAAUCAACAGUCUUUUGGCGCUGAGGCCACGGCCCAGCCAGACCAGCGAAUGGAAUCCUCCGCAUCUAUGAAGUCCCAGUCUACCCCACCAAGCUCAGACCAAGCUCAGGUCCUAGACUAUGAUUUUGAAGACGAUGACUUGGACUCUCUUGACAUACCCGAUUUACCACAAUCCAGGUUACAUUUCACCAAUGCAUCACAACAAUCUGUCUAUCUUAUCAGUCAACCUCUACCAGGGAACUUUAUUGUUGCGGACGCUCUAGCACCGUUUCCGCAGCCAGCACCUCAAGAUAAAGGCUAUUGCAAGUCAAAGUACCAAUACGAUGGAAGUCUCGAAGCCUGCCUUGAGCAAUCCAAAGAUUCAAAGUACUGGGACAAAGAACACGCAGAUGAUAUCGCUUUCUCUGAUCUCCCAGCUGACGGUAAGGUUGUUCCUGUUGGCGAAAUCCUGCUGAAGAUCAGGCAACGUCGCGCGCAUCCAGGAUCAAGCGAUGAAUUGAACAGAGAUUCUCGCAGUCGGUCGCGAACAAUUUCCAUGAACCAGGAUUCGCUCGAGGUAAAAAACACGCUAGACAGGAUGGAGCGUGAACUGGCAGAGACCAAAGCGAGGCUUCAAGAAAAGCUUGAAAAGGGGAAGCCGGCAAAUCCAGUGCACGCAUCCCCACUACAGUCGGUGAAGCCGGAGCAGCAUCCGCUUGGGGAUCACGAGGUUAAAGAAGAAUACCAUACACCCCCAGAACCUGCGACCUUUGGGCAACCAAUAAAAUCCGAACAGGACCCUGAGGAUGUUCUCGCAGCUUUAGGUGUGACUGGAGCACCGAAGCCAGUCACAGCAACUACUUGGCCAGAUCAAUACAUUGGACAUGGCUCACCUAAUGAUACGCAUGUGUCACGUAGUAGAAGCUCGUCGAGAGCAGAUAUUCUUGGUGGAGACCAGCAUCAAAAACAGUCCGACCCUAGUCAAGUACCCCCAGAGCACCAAACCAAUGGUUCAAUUUCCUAUAACCAACACUUCGGACCUCUUCCGCCGCCGCCAAUGCCUUUCAGACAGCAACCGCAUCCAGAUGGAACUGAUGGCAGCCCACUGUCUGCUGGACUCGCCAACGUUAAUCCCUUUGGCUACAGCACUAACGGUGUAGAUCACAGCAACGGUAAUGGCAAUGGGUUCUUCACCCCGCCGACAGAUGGACAAGCUCUUUCACCCACUGAAUUACGCUCAGAGAAGUCGCUGAGCCGCAAACGACAUCGAGAUUCCUCCUCUGAUGAGGAAGACGCUCCGAAAAGACGCCAAGAAGACGACUAUACGCCGAAGCUCAAGAAGCGUCAACCCAAAGUCGCCGAGGCGUACAGUCGCCGCUGGUAG